Messenger RNA from Penicillium subrubescens, 882 nucleotides. Its product is annotated as DUF3632 domain-containing protein. NCBI's taxonomy places the organism in Eukaryota, Fungi, Ascomycota, Eurotiomycetes, Eurotiales, Aspergillaceae. The transcript is spliced from 3 exons. The record is from RefSeq and is a predicted model, not a curated record. Bases 1 to 882 code for a protein of 293 amino acids.
AUGGCAACACCUUCAGGAGACGAAAAACUUGACCUGGAGCGUGUCAGAGCAGAAGAGGAACUAAAGCCGUUCGAAGAGCAGCUUUUCAAUAUUCUGCACGAUUUGCUGCAACCCGGUCCGAUUAUCGAAGCUGCUGACGCUGCAGCAGAAAUAAAUGAUCUCUUCCCUCUUAAUGAAGAUGACCCCGAGGCUCCUGUUGAUGAGAGUGAUCCUGCAGCAGAUCCAGAUGCCUUCCUGUGGUCGCUGUGGGGGUUGAUCAUUCAGGUUAUGAGAUUAGUUCCUCCUCAACACCCUGGUCAAAUACGCAUGAUUUCUUUCCUGCAAGCACUAGGAAAGAUACCAACCAGAACACUGGAUAUUUGGGGUAGCGAGCAGAAUCUUUGGACAGAUUUCCCCAUUCUUCGGCCUUGUUUGAGGGACCAUCUGGAGUAUAUUGGGGAACCCGAUCCCGAUGGAAUCUCAGAGUGGAUCAAUCAAAACUCCUUCAUGGCCCGAAUCGUAGGCCAAGAACUCCUCAGCUGGGAUACCUUGAUCAUCUGGAUGUUGCGAGAUGCACUAGAAGAUGAUCUACCCCAAGAGCAAAUCGCUCGAGACUGUUACAUCUCCGUGGUGAGCGAAUGGAUCACGCAUGCCGGCCAGACGAUCUAUCGACAACUCAGCGACAAGGAGUUGAGCGAGCAGCAAAAGCGCGUGACCAGAGGCGGCAAGCUUUAUCAUGGAAAAGCUGGAUUAUGCGCCGAGAGAUGGGAGUUCUGGAAGCAGCGAGUCGGAGAGAUUAGCACGCUUGUGUCAGCGGAGCUCCAACCUAUUGCUUUGGACGCGGCGCAAAGAAUGAGUGAGAUUGAAGAAUUGGCGAGAAUUGCGGAGGAGAUGCGUGGAUGA